This is a messenger RNA of Parasteatoda tepidariorum (common house spider), 2494 nucleotides long. Its product is annotated as protein SSUH2 homolog. The record is from RefSeq and is a predicted model, not a curated record. Lineage: Eukaryota; Metazoa; Arthropoda; Arachnida; Araneae; Theridiidae.
CUUCUGCUCUUGACGAUGAACAAACGUUUUUUCAAUUCCCAUAACGAUAGAAAAAGUGCGCUGAAGUCAAAAUUAUGAGAAAACGUAACAAGAGAAAAAAAAUAUACUUCUCUAAAGACCGGGGAAAUAGAAGCGAAAAAUAGAGCUGAUGGCAGAUCUGGAACGUUUACAGAGAAAUGAUAACAGGAAAUACGUAUGACUUGGAACAUCCAAAAUGUAUGCAGAUUCUAAAAUUUAAAAAAUCUUUUCAGGAUUAUCAACUAUCAUGCCGAAGCGGUGAUUCAAAAGGUGAUAUUUUCGGAGAAAAGGUCAGUUUUGUGCCAAUGGAAAAGGGUUGAUGCACUACGUUGCCAUUUUUUAUUUAUAAAAAUAUCAUUUCGAACAGUUUUUCCCGCAGAAGUGAAUCUGAAAAGCUCCGAUCAUACAUAAAAUUAAAACGACUUUUAGUGUCCUGUUAAAAUCGUUUGCUAACGAAUUCAGUUUUAUUUUAGAAAUUCAGUGUACGAUAACUCAAUUUGAUGAAUGGUUAAGUCCAUUAAAAGGAUUGAGAUAUUAAAAAAAUUUUAAAAUAAUGCUGAAGUUAGUCUAGAAAAUGGAUUAACGAUCCUUCGAUAUAAAAAAAUUUAUUUUGCCACGCUGUUAUUCUGGUAACAGUACUAUUCUUGGAGUAACACAUAAAAUUCUAAGUGCAAUACAUAUUGUUGAAUCAUUUCUAAGGAAAUGAGUUGGUAUCGAAGAUCUAGUGCACCAGGACUGAGAGGUGCAAAUAGAAGAAGAAGCAGUGCUGGUCAUGGUUUAGCUACAGUUAGAAGAUGUAGUUUGACACCAAGUAAUAAUUCUUCUAGAAUACGUUCCUCUUCUAAAGGACAUGUGGGUCGAGAUUUUGCAGAUGACGCCAUCGAAAUGUCGCUGCCACCCUUGGAAGAUUUACCUCUCAUGACGGGUUACGAAAUGGCAACCUUCGAACCAUGUACUAUUCCACCCCCACAAAUACCAAUUAUUGUAGAAACUGAGCCAUCAGAGAUAGUUGCUGAUUUGAAGCCCUUCACAGAAUUACCUCAUUUGUCGGAAAAGGAAGUAAGAAGAAUAUUGAUCCGAUAUGCAGAUUCAAAAUGUGCUUACGACAAGACAGCGGCAAGGGAGAUGAAGCUCACAGGAGUUGAUUUUCAGCCAGGCUAUAAAUAUACGUUGGAGACAUUCACGGAAACACGCCAAGUGGCCUGGACCUUUGAACCAUACACUGGAAUAUCGCUGGACGAGCCUAAUGAGACGGUGGAGCCUCCAGACCCAUGGGGUAUAGAGUGUAUUCAGCCUAAACCUUUCCACGGCACCUCUAUCGUCUUGGAUGUCCCUCAUACGGAUGUCUUAUUGACAUGCCACGCGUGUGGUGGCGUGGGGAGCAAACGAUGCACCGCAUGCUCAGCAGCUGGUUGGGAGAGGUGUUCGCUGUGCCUAGGAGACGGAAUAAAAUUGUCUAUGCAAGGACAAAGAGAAAGAUGCUUCCGCUGUAUAGGGACAGGUAGGAAAAAGUGUUGGAAAUGCGGAGGCAAUACAUUAGCUAUAUGCAUAGGCUGUAGUGGCACAGGACAAAUUCGUUGCUUCAUAUCCUUAACAAUCACGUGGUCUAGCCAUAUAGACACAGAUAUCUUGGAGCCUCCAGACACUAUAGCGAUCUCAGAAAAAUUGGAAUAUGCAAAUGGACAUUUGAUCUUCCAAGACGAAAAACCAUUGAUUCCAACUAUAGUUUUUCCUGUUAGUAAAUUGCAGGAUAUUGCCAUCUCUCUUCUUGAGAAACACAGAGAAUUAUCCUCAACAGAUAGAAUAUUAAUGCAACGACACGGAGUGUGGGUCAUACCAGUAUAUUAUGUGCAAUAUGAAUGGAAGGAGAAACAAAGAAGAUAUUAUGUAUUUGGAGUAAAAAACGAUGUAUAUGCGCCACAUUACCCUGAGUCAUACUGCUGCUGUGUCAUUUCAUAAGAUAUGGGAAUGAAGAAAAAAGUGAACAGAAAUAAUACCAUUUUGAAGAAGGAAAGAGUCAAGAAAUUUUAUAUUGCUUCAUCGUCCAGUUAGGGUUUUAACUAAAAAAAUGCAAAUGAUAUGCAAGGCACUUUUACGUGUGCAUUAAUGAUGUCACAUGCAAAAGUCACUCAAUUUAUUGUGCCAAUAUUUUACUCAUAGUGAUUUUUUUUUCUUUGUAGUUUCCAGGCAUUUUUUAAAAUUCAUUUUCUCAAACUCACUAAGACAUCACUUGCUUUGUUCUUUCGUUAAGUUUUGUUGUGUUAUGUGCAACAGAUGCAAAAACAAAUUCCUCUAACCUUAUUUUGUGUGUUUUUUAUAUUUUAUUCAAUUGCACCAUACUAUUAGUGGAUCAAAAUUUGGUAAAAUGCAAAAAUAAAAGUAGUUUAACUGUCAAAUAAAAUCAGUAAAUGUAAGUAGUUUGUUGUUGGCAACUAAACUGUUCAAACUGUAUAAAGUAUUAAAUAUUUGAACAUAU